Alternaria viburni is the source of this 1896-nucleotide messenger RNA. RefSeq lists its product as uncharacterized. The record is from RefSeq and is a predicted model, not a curated record. The transcript has 5 exons. Gene Ontology annotation, biological process: DNA-templated transcription; positive regulation of transcription from RNA polymerase II promoter by galactose. NCBI's taxonomy places the organism in Eukaryota, Fungi, Ascomycota, Dothideomycetes, Pleosporales, Pleosporaceae. Gene Ontology annotation, molecular function: DNA-binding transcription factor activity, RNA polymerase II-specific; zinc ion binding; RNA polymerase II cis-regulatory region sequence-specific DNA binding. Gene Ontology annotation, cellular component: nucleus. Bases 1 to 1896 code for a protein of 631 amino acids.
AUGCACGCCCGCAAGCGCAUUCUGCCGGUCACACUCCCCUUCACGGUGUCCGUUCCGACGAUAUCCACCGUCAUCACCCCCGUUCAACUGGCCAUACACCUCAUAACCGCGAUCGAGAUGAACAGGACGAUGCUAGAUGAUCAACAAGGCGAUACAGUGGUGCCUCUUGAGGGUCGCAUCCUCCGUGACGCCCAGGGAAAGUCUAUCUUCAUUGGCGACUGCGCCCCGCUGUCUUUUCUGCAGACAGUCAGGCAUCUCAUCACAUCCGAGGUGGAUCCAAGAGCUACUGUUCAAGCUACACGCGACCCCAUCAUUGAGAUCGCUCGGCCUGAUUCAGCGGAUCAACAUUCAUGUCCUCCUAUUGAUGUGCAUCAGGUCGACGCACUAGUCGACGAGUUCAUGGCUGCAAGUAGUGGCCUCGUUCAGCUCUUCCAACGAGAGGAUCUUGCUCCCGAACUGAAAGCAUGGGCAGGCAGCAGGAAUUCGAGUUCAGACGAUGCUGCAGCUGCCGUCUUCUAUCUGGUCCUUGCGAUCGGCGCCCAAGAGCGAUUCGAGGAAAAGGCAGAAGCCUGGUUCAAUACUGCUCGGGAUGUGCUUUUGAAGCAUAUGUGCAGCAGCAUGAACGUGUCUACUGUUCAAGGCUUUGCCCUCGUAGCCAUCUACAUGCUCCGAGCGUCUCAGCCGAAUGGAGCCUACUUAUACUUCUCCCUGGCUGCGCGUGCCGCAUAUGCAAUCGGCAUACACCGAACGGAAGUGAACGCAUCCUUUGGCGAAACCAUCAAGCUGGUGCGAGACCGGAUUUGGAAGAGCAUUCGCGUCACCGACCAGUUGAUAAGCAACGCAUUAGGCCGACCUCCGUCCACAUCAGAUGUCGAUUGCACCGUCAAAUACAACACUUUUGAAGACAACACCGAAACCGAUGAUGCCAAUAUACUGGAUGCCAGCGUCCAGAUCUUCAUGAUUAUUGAGCGUGUCGUCGUUGAAGUGUACUCUCGCAAACGCAUAUCACUACGCAUUGCAGACUAUGUUUCGCGACAGUUGAAGAGCUGGGCGUCCAAAUGGCUGCAGAAAUUAUCUCAUCUUACGACCAGACCUCAUUCUCGAGAAGCCGUAGUGGGUGCUUGCUCCACACUCUGCUCCUAUUACUACGGCAUCAUGCUACUUACCCGACCUUUCCUCAUCUACGAGUUAUAUGAGUACAUGGGCGCUCCUCUAAAGAGCGGAGGCUCACAAGCUGAUCACCAAGAGAAGCGCAAGUACGCAGAUGCUGCACUUGAUGCCGCGUCGACGUUAGUGGAUACUCUGCUAGUCGUGACGAUUACAAAGCAGUUGCCUCGUAAGAUGCCACUGAUAGUAUCCUGGCUCUUUACGGCUACACUUGUUCUUGCUGUCGGCAUUCUUGGGGACUCAGGACUUAUGUUAGUGGACAGCUGCAAAGAUGCAAUCACUUGCAUGGACUACUUCGGUCAAGUCGACCCUCAUGCCCGGCAAUAUUCACAGGUCGCACAAUCGCUGCUCAAGAUUACCACUGCACAUGCCAAGAAGAGAGAGCUGCAUCUGCGCCGUAAAAGGAAGCAAGCAUCGUCGGAAUUGUUUGGCCUAUUGCCCGGAGAGUCAACUAACAUCCCGGUCCAAGUGGACGAUUGCGACGCACAGCUCGGCCACGGGUCGCUGGUCUCCCGGGACUCCGUUCAGCGCCACGUGUCUUCCGCAGCGCCACUCGAUUGGACUAUAUACGAUGCCGACUUCUUUGCCAUGCCAUGGCCGAGUGAGAACGAUCAGGGUCUCCAGGAUUUCCUGCAGCCGGGCACUCACAACCUUGAUGGCGUAUCCGUGGCUGACAUACCGCUUUUCCCCAUCCACGACCAGCAGAUGGGCGGUGACUUCUUCCCGUAA